AGGGAGCUAUGAAUUUUGAAUUUGAGAGGGAGAUCGGUUUUAUAAACAGCCAGCCGUCCCUAGCAGAGUGCCUGACGUCCUUCCCUGCCGUCCUGGAGUCAUUUCAAACUUCAUCAAUCAAGGAGUCGACAGUAAUUCCGCCUCCCUUCGAGCACACCAUCCCCAGCCUCAGCCCCUGCACAGCUAGCCAGCCGAGACCGACUGCUAGGAGCCAGCAGAACCGGAGAACCUCCACCCAUAACAAUGGCCUCCAGACGCACCACCGCGCUACCCAGAACCCCUGCCCGACUGGCCAGGUACCGGGCCCGGCAACGAGCACCUCUACCGGGCCACUCGCCCACGAAUUCCCCUGGAUGAAGGAGAAGAAAUCCUCGAAAAAGUGCUCUAAACCUGGGAAUAGUUCCAGCAGCGGUGGAGCUAUUAUCCCGACUGCCUCGUCCUCUCCAUCGCCUGCCGCCUCCGGGUACGCCUCGGCUGGCAUAGACUCGCCCACAGAUCCGAACCAGGCGGGUCUAGACUGCGGAGGCGCGGGGUCCCGUCGGCUGCGCACUGCGUACACCAACACACAGCUCCUGGAGCUCGAGAAGGAGUUCCACUUUAACAAAUACCUGUGUCGGCCUAGGCGGGUGGAGAUCGCUGCCUUACUGGAUCUUACCGAGCGCCAAGUCAAAGUCUGGUUUCAGAACCGUCGCAUGAAACACAAACGUCAAACCACGCAUCACAGAGAGGGUGGGGGCGCGCACGAGUCGGGCGACCCCGGUGGUUUCGAGCCUCUGGAAGGCGCCGAUGCCUCCUCUCCUUAUUCGAGCCAGCCGCUGGAGGCCUCGGGGACCGGGGGAGCCUCGUCGGAUGGUGAACCUGGGAACAGCAAUUCUUCCUCGGCAGCUGCUGUUUCCAUCUCUACUUCCUACGCUAAUGACAACAGGGACAAUGCGCAACCCACGCCCGAGGAGGGAGGCUGUUUGAGCCACCCCGAAACGCAACCGUUGCCGGUGGCAUCUGGCCCUUCUGACACUCCUGCGACCCGCCAGUCCCCAUCGUCAUUCACCCCGACGCCCACCGCCGAUAACCCCAGGACAAUGCAGUUGGAGGAGGCCGGGCAAGGGGCUUCGGCUGCGGCUGCGGCAGCUGGGGCGGUAUCGCUCCCCGAUGGUGCGUUUUCAGAGCGGCAGGACUCCUCAAUCACAACCACGGCCAUCUCUGCUUCCUCUUCCGCUCCGGCCGUCUCUUCCUCGCUCUCCAACUCCUCCACCGCAUCCUCUCUUCCCGAUUUGAAUUUCUUUGCCGGGGACUCCUGUCUGCAGAUAUCCGACGCACUGUCGCCGAGUUUGCAGAGCUCCCUUGACAGCCCUGUAGACUUCUCCGAAGAGGAUUUCGAUUUAUUCACUAGCACACUCUGUACUAUAGACUUGCAGCAUUUAAACUUUUAAUCGGUCCCGGGAAAUUGAAGAAUAGGACUGCAAUUAAAGGGAGGAUGAUGAACCUUUCGAAGACGAUUGUCGAGGAAAACCUGUUUAAACGUUGCCUAAAUAUAGGCUGUAAGAAUGCUUCACGGAAACAUUCCCCAAACAAUUAUGAAGAAAGUUGAUUUUGCUGUUUCUUUUGUAUUGUUUUUUUUUUCUGUGGAAAACUAGUCAAAAUAAUCCUGAAAUAAUUUUAAGAAGCUGGUCCUCGUAUGAUUUUGAGUUUAACCCUUUCACACGAAAUUAUUUGGAUUUAUCAAUUUCUUCUCUUCUUCUUGUCAACAUUUCAGGUAUUUAUUGCCUUUCCUGUUUAAUUCUCCUGUUGAAAUAUAUUUUUUCCCUGCAUUGUAAAUGUUAUUUUAUUACCCAUAGGCUACUGUUUAAGGCCCAUUCCACGAAUGCAGUGCAGCUUAAUCGGCGAUUAUUAAAAACCUCUCAGGAACCGGUGGUGUCGUCUGGAUACAGAUACCUGGGCUGCUUUUAGGAAAAUAAAGACGAUUCGUUCUCUUUGUGAAUGAGACUGGCAAUCUGCUGAGAAAAAACCCUGCUGAUGAGUUUUAGACCCUAGUUUAUUUAUUGAGAUUCUUUAAUAGUGAAAAUAAAAGUCAAAUUAUUUAUUGUACAUUAUUUUCAUAGUGGAAACGAUAAUAACAAUAAAAACUACAUAAAUUACAAAAGGUGACUGUAUUA
Molecule: messenger RNA, 2153 nt
Organism: Gadus chalcogrammus (walleye pollock)
Lineage: Eukaryota; Metazoa; Chordata; Actinopteri; Gadiformes; Gadidae
Gene: hoxb2a
Product: homeobox B2a
Exons: 2
Coding region: 9-1430 (473 amino acids)
Biological process (GO): regulation of DNA-templated transcription
Molecular function (GO): DNA binding; DNA-binding transcription factor activity, RNA polymerase II-specific
Source: RefSeq, a predicted model, not a curated record